CGCAACUGUAACGAGGUUUGGACAACGCCGGCCAGGUGUUCGACGUUUUGUCCCGCCGUCCAGGCCCAUCCCCUCAUCGUCACGAAUCAAACCAAUCCCCUCCACACUCCAUGGUCAUACCACCUACUCCUUUCACUUUUCACUCCUCUCGAUCACAGUCACCCCUUAUGAUUCACUCUCUCCGAUCUCGCCCACACAUUUUCCGUUCCCUCUCCCACGCCUUCUCGCCCCCCAGCCGCUCCUUCAGACGCUCCUCCCUCUCCGUCAAGCCCCUUUCCACCACCGCCGCCGCCGCCAUGUCCUCCGCCGCCCCCGCCCAGCUCGUCGAGCACAUCGUCCUCUACAAGGUCAAGGUCGGCACCGACCCCUCCCGGGUCGACGCCAUGCUCGCCGGCCUCAACGGCCUGACCUCGCUCGACACGGUCCUCCACCUCGCCGCCGGCCCGGUCCUCCAGAUCAGGUCCUCCCUCUUCGCCUUCACCCACAUGCUCCACAGCCGCUACCGGACCAAGGACGACCUGGCCGCUUACGCCGUCGACCCCAGCCACAUGGGUGUCGUGAAAGAGUCCGUCCUGCCCAUCUGCGACGACAUCAUGGCCGUCGAUUGGGUCGCCGACCGCGUCCCCGAGAGCCUCGUGGUGCCCCCCGGGUCCGCCGUCAAGGUGAGCUUCCUCAAAUUGAAGGAGGGUUCGGGGGACGGGGCGAAGGGCGAGGUGAUGGGGGUGAUUGAGGGGAUUAAGGAUGGGUUUGCGAAGAUCGAGCAGGUGACGUGCGGGGAGAACUUCUCGCCGGCGCGGGCCAAGGGGUUCUCGAUCGCGUCGCUCGCGGUUUUUAAGAGCGUGGAGGAGAUGGAGGCCGCGGUGGCCGAUGAGGAGGCCGUGAAUUCGCGGAAGGAGAAGGUUAGGGAGUACUUGGACGGCGUGAUCGUGGUGGAUUACGUCGUCCCGGAACUGCAGCCGUCGAGCGCGAGCCUUUGAUGGAAUGAUGGAUGAUUGCCUCCCUUUGGAGGUUUAUGUCAAAUGUUUUGUAUCUCUCUUGCUCCGACUGUUGAGAUACCUGAAACUGCUUAACGAUGAUGGAAUAAAUUAUAUGAUGAGUAGUCUUGGUGCUUGAA
Messenger RNA from Syzygium oleosum, 1114 nucleotides. RefSeq names its product stress-response A/B barrel domain-containing protein UP3. The transcript has a single exon. Lineage: Eukaryota; Viridiplantae; Streptophyta; Magnoliopsida; Myrtales; Myrtaceae. Bases 111 to 977 code for a protein of 288 amino acids. The record is from RefSeq and is a predicted model, not a curated record.